Messenger RNA from Mytilus trossulus (common blue mussel), 8285 nucleotides. RefSeq lists its product as uncharacterized. Bases 243 to 8285 code for a protein of 2680 amino acids. Gene Ontology annotation, biological process: telomere maintenance; DNA repair. NCBI's taxonomy places the organism in Eukaryota, Metazoa, Mollusca, Bivalvia, Mytilida, Mytilidae. Gene Ontology annotation, molecular function: DNA helicase activity; ATP hydrolysis activity. The transcript is spliced from 2 exons. The record is from RefSeq and is a predicted model, not a curated record.
AAAAUGGGUCGUAAAAGAAAGAGUAAAGCUACUGUAGCUAGAGAGCAGAAGGAGAGAAUGAGAAGUAGACGACAAAGCAGUGUUGCCUCUAUAGAGUUGGCACCUCUAGCAAAAUAAGAUCAAGAAAGCUAAUUCAGGGGAAAACAGAAAAUGAAGAAACUGACCUUAAUUUAAGAGAUCAAGAAGAAACUAGAAAUGAGGUAAGGAAUUUAGAAAAUACAUAUUCAGUUAAUCAACCAUUUAUGAUGCAAGGUAGUUUCCAUCAAGGUGAUGACAGGUUCAGAAACAAUAGUGGUAAACAAUGUGUAGCAAAUUCAUUAACAGCCAUAGCUUACAGCAAACUCAGUUUGAUUGAUAAUUGGAAUAUGACUUUCUUGGACAAAAUCUUGAUAGAAGGGAAUAUUUUGUAUACUUGGAUUCAUGGUGAUAAUGAAGAAUUGUUAGUAACAGAAUUGCCGAAAAUGGUGGAAAUAAGAGAUAUGAUUGUUAAGUGUAACAGAAAAGAGUCGAUAUUUGCUUUAAUAGAUAAUAAUGGUAAAAUUGAAUUUAAUGUUCUUUCUUUGGAUCAUGCUCUUCAAGAGGCUCUUAUUGAUUCAGAUGGAUGUUUUGUUUGUGUAAGGGGUUUUACUAGUGCCAUUAUUAGGCAAAAUGGGAAAAUGUAUUUAUUUGAUUCGCAUGCUAGAAAUUGUUUUGGUUUACAAGACAGCUGUGGUAAAAGCGUUGUUAUUCAAAUAAAUGAUGUGAACAGUUUGUACCAACACUUUUACAAUUUUGUGCAAGGGGAUGUAAAUGCAGAAUUUGAAGUAACAGGUAUCAACAUUGAAAUUCAAGAUGAAGAUUCUGUCACUAACAAUCUUGACAAAUUUAUUGGAAAUAUUAACAAUAGAGAGGUUUUAGAGGAUGAAAACAACUCGGACGUAGAAUUUAUUGGUGUCCCAACUCAAACCUGCUAUUUAUUUAAUCCAAUUGAUUAUUGUACAAAAAGAAAACUUUGUAAUAUUUUAGAUAUUAAAUCGAAAUUUGUUUUGAAAAUCCCGCUUAUGCCAACACACAGUAUAGGUACGCCUUUAAAAUCAAAACAAAUCACUGCAGACGGCAACUGUUUAUUCAGAGCUAUUUCAUAUGCAGUAUCAAACAGGCAAGAAAACUUUAAACAAAUAAGAAAUGAAUUAGUGCGCCACAUCUUGCGUCAUUCACAUCAGUUUAAUUCUUUUCUUGAUUCUGAAACAGUCAAUGAGUAUAUGAAACGUACUAAUAUGAUAGAAGACAAUGUUUGGGGAACUGAGUUAGAAAUUAUAGCUGCUGCUGAUUUAUUAAAAACUGACAUUUUUACAUAUUUAGAAGGUAAAUGGAUUAAAUACUCAUCAAAGCAAAUCUGUAGCAAGAAUAAUGUGAAUGAUCAAGCAAUUUAUCUUAAUAAUGUAGGUAAUCACUAUGAAGUUGUUCUUUCUGUUUUACCUGGUGGUAAAGAAGAGGUAACGUUAAAGAGUAAAGAAAGUGCCAAGAAACGAAAUCAAUCUGGUAUAGAGAAAGACCAAAUGAACUUACACUAUGAACUAUCUCAUGAAGGUACAAUGAAGAGAAAAUAUGAACAACAUGAGUUGAAUAUUCCAAAAAAAGUCCUGAAAAGAGAAAAAAAUAGUUUUGGUUUAAUUGUGGAAGAAAAAUAUUUGUUGGAAAGGCCAAGAAAAGAACCAGGUGUUUGUAAACCUCCAGAAAUAGAAGAAGGUUUUAAAAAAUCUGAAAAAGAAAAAAUGAAGUAUCAGAUGGAUCCUCAGUUUAGAUUCAAUAAAUUAGAAAAAAAGAAAAUGAGGUACAAACAAGAUAAGUCAUACAAAGAAGGGUUAAUUCAAACUGGAAAGGAAAAGUAUAUGAAUGAUGCUAAAUACAGACAAUAUAUACAACAAGCUUCUAAAGAUAAAUAUAUUAGUGAUAAAAAAUACAGGGAAUCAAAGAAAAUAGGAAGUAUUCAAAAGUAUGCAAAUGAUGAAGAACACAAAAGUGCAGUCAAACAGGCAAGCAUACAGAAAUAUGCUGAUGAUGAUGAAUUCAAAGGUGAAGUCAAACAGGCAAGCAUACAGAAAUAUGCUGAUGAUGAUGAUUUCAAAAGAAAAGUCAAACAGGCAAGCAUACAGAAAUAUGCUGAUGAUGAUGAUUUCAAAAGAAAAGUCAAACAGGCAAGCAUACAGAAAUAUGCUGAUGAUGAUGAAUUCAAAAGUGAAGUCAAACAGGCAAGCAUACAGAAAUAUGCUGAUGAUGAUGAUUUCAAAAGAAAAGUCAAACAGGCAAGCAUACAGAAAUAUGCUGAUGAUGAUGAAUUCAAAAGUGAAGUUAAACAGGCAAGCAUACAGAAAUAUGCUGAUGAUGAUGAUUUCAAAAGAAAAGUCAAACAGGCAAGCAUACAGAAAUAUGCUGAUGAUGAUGAAUUCAACAGUGCAGUCAAACAGGCAAGCAUACAGAAAUAUGCUGAUGAUGAUGAAUUCAAAAGUGAAGUUAAACAGGCAAGCAUACAGAAAUAUGCUGAUGAUGAUGAUUUCAAAAGAAAAGUUAAACAGGCAAGCAUACAGAAAUAUGCUGAUGAUGAUGAUUUCAAAAGAAAAGUCAAACAGGCAAGCAUACAGAAAUAUGCUGAUGAUGAUGAUUUCAAAAGAAAAGUUAAACAGGCAAGCAUACAGAAAUAUGCUGAUGAUGAUGAAUUCAAAAGUAAAGUCAAACAAGCAAGCAUACAAAAAUAUGCUGAUGAUGAUGAUGAUUUCAAAAUUAAAUUGAAAGAUCAGUUGUUGACAAGAAGACAGAAUGCCAAAGAAGAAAGUAAAGACAUUAUAAAAGUUAUUGAAAAUUUUAGGGAAAAUGUAAGUAAGGGUCCAGAAUUUGUUUGUGCUUGCUGCUUUAGACUUUGUUUUGAAAAUCAAGUUGUUCAAUGUAAAAGAGAAUUGUAUAAACCAGGUUCUGCUAAAGCUAUAGCGGACACAUGCAUUUCUGAGAAGUAUUUACAUAUAUGUUCAAAUGAAUGCAGAGAUGAAUGUUUAUUUAAGCAAACAAACAGAGUUACACUUUGGAUUUGUUACACAUGCCAUAGAAAGAUUCUUAAAGGAAAAAUACCUGCUGAAUCUUUUGCUAACAACUUGGCUUUAGAAGAUAUUCCAUUAGAACUUAACAGAUUAAAUCAACUAGAACAACACCUUAUUUCAUUAAAUAUACCUUUCAUGAAAAUUGUUGCUUUACCUAAGGGUGGACAAAAAGCUGUGCAUGGUCCAUGUGUUUGUGUACCAUCAGAUAUUUCAAAGGUCACAACAACUUUGCCUAGAUCAGAAGAUGAUAAUUGUUUAGUGAAAGUUAAACUCAAAAGAAAAUUACAGUACAAAGGUUAUGAGGAAUAUCAGUUUGUGGACACUAAACAUUUGGAAGAAGCCUUGUCCUUUUUAAAAGAAAAGAAUGAUUGGUAUUCAAAUGUUGAAAUAGAUGGAGAGUGGUUGAAUCCAAUUCCAACAUCAGAGAUUAAAUGUGGUGCUGAUAAAAAAGAUAAUGAAAGUAAUACAAGAACUGACAGAGUAAUAAAGGAUAACUUGGAGGACAAAACAGGCAAAAAAGAACAGGAAGAUGCAGUUGAUUCAUAUUUAGAUGAUAGUUUACAGGGUGUACAGUUUGACACAUGCUUACAGCCUGCUGACAUUGCACAGGAAGCAUUGGAUUUAUUGUUUGAUCAAGAGUUUAAUAUAUCCCCUGCAGAAGGAAAUAAUCCAGUCAGUUUACUGAAAGAAAAGGGCAUUGAAGCAAAAACCUUUCCAGUGCAUUACCCUACAGGUAAAAACACUUGGAAUGAGGACAGAGAAGAAAAAUUAUCUUUAUUAAGGUAUUUUAAUUUGAGAUUAAUGAGUGUCGAAAAUAGGUUUGCUAGAGAUACUUCCUACAUAUUCUUUUGCCAGUAUAUGUCUGAACUAGAUAGGGUCAUGUCAAAUGUACAGAUAUCGUUACGGAAAGGGUCAGUAUUUUCAGAUGGACAGAAAGUAACAAGUAAAAUGCUGUGCAAUAAGGAGUCUUUAAAUGGAUUAUUUAGAAAAGAUGAAGCUAUCAAGUUCAUGAAACCUGUCCGAGGAACACCACCAUAUUGGCAAUCUAUUCAGAAGGACAUUUUUUGUAUGAUUAGACAGUUAGGUAUACCCACAUUCUUUGCCUCAUUCUCAUCCGCAGAUUUUAGAUGGAAAGAAAUUGUAGAAACCAUAUUGAAGCAGCAAGGAGAUAUUCGUAAUGUUGACGAUCUUAGUUGGGAUGAAAAAUGUAAAGUCCUUUGUAGUAACCCUGCUACAGCAGCAAGAAUGUUUGAUCACAGGUUUCACAAAUUUCUUAAAGAUGUGAUAAUGUCAGAUGCUGAACCAAUUGGUCAUGUGAUUGACUACUUUUAUAGAGUUGAAUUUCAACAGAGAGGUUCCCCACAUACUCAUUGUGUAUUUUGGGUAGAAGAUGCCCCCAAAUUUGGAGUAGACAAUGAUGAUACUGUUACAAAGUUCAUUGAUAAGUAUAUCUCUUGCAAAUUACCGUUGGAAAAUGAUGACCCAGAGCUUACUGACAUUGUUAAAACCGUUCAACAGCAUAGCAAAAACCACUCAAAAAGUUGUAGGAAAAAAGGAACAGAGUGUCGGUUCAAUUUCCCAAGACCACCAUCUGAAAAAACAUUUAUAUCCCGUCCAAUUGAAGACAAUGAGGAGGAUAAGGAACAUGAUAAAGAUGCUGAUGAUGGUAAUAAGUCUGAAUCUGAAAGCAGUAAACCAUGUGAAAAGACAUUUAUACCAUGUCCAAUGAAACCUGAUGAUCAUCAUCAUCAUGAUAAACAUACUGAUGGUGAUAUUAAUGAGAAAUCAGAAUCUAAGGGCAGUAUCUUAAAAGCAAAACAGAUGUUAGCAUGUUUAUGGGAUGUAAUUAAAGAGUGUGAGGAUAAAAGUUUGACUACCGGUGAAUUAUUUUUGAAAGCAGGAAUGUCUCAGGAAGAUUUUCAAGAAUGUUUUAGAUGGAUAACAUACAGAAAUACUGUUGUGUUAAAGAGAAAUAAAGAUGAGUUGUUUAUUAAUCAGUACAACCCUCAUCUGCUGAAAUCAUGGAAUGCAAAUAUGGAUAUUCAGUACAUAUUGGAUGCCUACUCGUGUGUGGUUUACAUUAUAAGCUAUAUAAGCAAAUCAGAACGUGAACUUGGCUUGUUACUGCAGCAGACAAAAAUUGAGGCAGCGGAUGGAAAUUUGGAUGCACAGCAGACUAUGAAAAAAGUAGGCACAGCAUACUUUCACUUUCGAGAACUAAGUACACAAGAAGCUGUUUUCAGAGUCAUAGGUUUACGUUUAAAAGAAUGUUCUAGAAAAGUGCAAUUCAUUCCAGUAGGAGAAAAUCCAUGCAGAAUAAGUAGACCCCUCAAAGAACUGCAACAAAAAUCAAAAACAUUAAAGAUGAAGAAGUCUAUAGAUGAAAGCAGUGAUGAUGAUGGUGAUAGUGAUGAUAUUUGGCUGAAAAGUAUUACUGAUAGGUAUACAAAUAGACCUGAUCUAGAACGCUUUGAUCAGAUGUGUUUAGCAACAUUUUGUUCUGAAUUUUCAGUGUUAGCAGAGACACAGAUACCAAAUAAAAUUAAUGAGGACACCACAUUCAAACUUAAGAAUGAUAUGGGGUAUAUCAGAAAAAGGACAAGGACUUCUGAUGCUGUUAUAAAAUAUGCAAGAUUUUCUGUAGAAACAGCUCCUGAACAAUACUACCAAAGUAUAUUACAGUUGUUUUUGCCAUACAGAUUAAAUGAGCAAUUAAAACCACCACAGUUUUUAUCAUAUGAGGAUUUUUACAACUCUGGAUUUAUAAAGUACAGUCAGAUGGAAGAUCUCUGUUCAGUUCAAAAUAAAGUCAACUUUAACAUGUCAAAAUUUGUGAAGAAAGACAAGGAGCUAGAGAUUGCAGAGAAACAAUUGGAAGAAAGAGGAUAUCAAGAGGAUGCAUGGGCACAACUAUGUCCAGAAACAGAGAAAGAAAGACAUGAAUGUAAUGAAGUUGGUGAAAACACAACCACUCAAGAGGUAGAAAGUCCUGAAUUAGAAAUACCAGAUUUGAAUCAGACUGACAAGCCAACUGAAAAUGGAAUGGUUCAAAAAACAUGUUUUUCAAGGUCUGAAGUUAUACCGUUGUUGAGAACUUUGAACGAGAAACAAAAGCGCAUAUUUUUUAAGAUCAGAGAGUGGUGCAAUUUUAAAGUGAAUGGUAAGAAUCCACCGCCAUUUCAUGUGUUUGUAACUGGUGGUGCCGGAACAGGUAAAAGCCAUCUGAUUAAAUGCUUGUAUUAUGAGGCCACAAGAAUUCUUGCACACUGUUCCCCAAAUCCUGAUGAUUUGACUGUGUUGUUAACUGCACCAACUGGCACAGCAGCUUUUAAUAUAAAUGGAUUGACAAUUCACAGUUCACUUUCCAUUUUUAAAGGUUUAUCAGUUGAAAAAGCUAUGCUUGGAGAAGAUAAGCUGAAUAGUUUAAGGUCCAAAUUAGAGAAUUUACAAAUUCUCAUCAUAGAUGAAGUCUCAAUGGUCAACAAAAGGUUGUUAUUUUUUAUUCAUCAAAGGUUGCGUCAAAUUAAGAAAAGGCCUGAGAAGUAUCCUUAUGGAGGAGUUUCAGUGAUAGCAGUGGGUGAUUUCUAUCAAUUACCACCAGUAAAAUCAAAAAGGUCAGAUAAACUUUAUGUUAAUGAUCCAUCAAAUCCUUUGAAUUAUCUGUGGAAUGAUCUUUUUUCUGUUGUGGAAUUAGAUGAAGUCAUGAGACAGAGAGAAGAUAGUUUGUUUGCCCAGUUGUUGAAUAGACUAAGGGUCAAACAGAACAAUUAUCCACUAAAAUCUUCAGAUCAAGAAAUGUUGAAAGAGUGCAUAGAUAGUGGACCAGAUGAAGCUCUGCACAUUUAUGCUACAAAUAAUGAAAUUAACAUGUACAAUAAUGAAAUGAUUAUGAAGUUGUCGAGUGAGCCCAAAUUAAUUGAAGCUCAAGAUUUUGAAAAAGAUAAGACAACAGGGAAACUUAUGAAGAGAAGACAGAAUUUUUCAAAAACCAAUAUUUGUCUUCCAACAUCAAUCCUGUUAGCAGAAGGAGCUCGUGUGAUGAUGAUAAAAAAUGAAGCAGUCAGUGAUGGUUUGGUGAAUGGUGUUAUGGGUACUGUUCUCAGUAUUUCAGAAUUUUCAAAAGGAGCAUUACCGAACAACAUAUAUAUUCAUUUUGAUAAUGAUAGAGUUGGAAAAAAUGCAAAAGUACAGAAGAUAAUAAAUGGAAAAAGAUGUGUUGGAUUAGAACCAUCUACAGAAAAUAUAUCAUUUAGUAAUGGAACAAGAAAACAGUAUCCUCUGCAGCUAGCAUGGGCAUGUACUGUUCACAAGGUUCAGGGUUUGACAGUGCCACAGGCAGUUGUCUGCUUGAAUAAAUGUUUUGCCUAUGGUCAGGCAUAUGUUGCAUUGAGUAGAGUUACUUCAAAAAAUGGGCUGACUAUAUUACCAAUUGAUGAUAAAACUUUGAACAAAAAAAUAUACAGUGAUCCUGAUAUAAUGGAGGGGAUGAAAUCCAUGGAUAAUUUUUUGUCUCAAAAUGACACCAUAGUUUCAAAUCAUAAAGCAGGUUUGUCAAUAGUUUACCACAAUAUUCAAGGUCUAAAGGCUCACCAAAAUGAUUUGAAAGCCAAUUCAGACUUCCAAAAUGCAAAUUAUAUCUGUUUGACUGAAACAUGGUUGGAAUCUUGUAGUGAUGAUGUUCACCUUCCUAAUUAUAAACUUCAUCAUUUGCCAAGGUCAGCAGCAUUUGCAUCAAAUAAUCCUUUGUAUGCUUCUUUACAAGAAAUGAGUCAUGGUGGAGUUGGUGUAUAUGUUAAGUCAGAUUCUGAGUAUGAAGAAUUUGAUACAUCUCAAAAAAAUCUUGAAUGUAUAAUUUUCAAAGUUCCGAAAAUGAAUGUUCUAAUUGCUACAAUAUAUAGAACUCAAAAAUACCAAAUUGAACUAUUUUUAAGAAAUGUUCGUGCUCUUUUGUCAGAAUUGACACAGCUUUCAAGCAGUAUUAUUGUUUUAGGAGACUUUAAUCAAGACAUAAUAAAGGGUGGCAGUUCAAUUCAAGAUUUUAUGGCUUCAUUUGGAUUUGAACAGUUAGUACAAGAGGCAACAACAGAGGGUGGUACACUGAUUGACCAUGUUUAUAUCAAAAGUUGUGUUAAAGUACAAGUAAGUGUUAUUCCAACUUAUUACAGUUAUCAUGAUGCAAUAUCUGUCAUUUUGGAAAUAAACCCUACUUCUUGA